Helianthus annuus (common sunflower) is the source of this 1903-nucleotide messenger RNA. RefSeq names its product kelch-like protein 12. The transcript has 11 exons. Bases 137 to 1768 code for a protein of 543 amino acids. Gene Ontology annotation, molecular function: protein binding. The record is from RefSeq and is a predicted model, not a curated record. NCBI's taxonomy places the organism in Eukaryota, Viridiplantae, Streptophyta, Magnoliopsida, Asterales, Asteraceae. Gene Ontology annotation, biological process: response to endoplasmic reticulum stress.
AAAUUUUCUAGAAUAUUUGGCAAUUGUUAUCUGGUUGUGUUUAUAUAUGAGCUUCUUGCACAAGUUUUGGCGCUUACCUUACCUUGUUAACAGUAGUUAAGCUCUGAUCUACUCAAAAUUAGUGGGUUUCUUUCAGAUGGGUAGCUAUUAUGGUUCAUCAACUACUAGAGGUUUAACGAAAAAUCAACUUGGUGGUGUAAUUUUCGGUACCAAUAAAACAACAAUCAAAGAAUGCCUUUGCAAGAAACUCUUCGGUUUACCAAGUUCCCACUUUGUGUAUGUGAAAAAAAUCGACCCCGGUCUACCUGUGUUUCUUUUCAACUAUAGCGAUAGAACACUAUCUGGGAUCUUUGAAGCUGUAAGCUCGGGUCAAAUGAACAUUGACCCGUGUGCUUGGACUUGUGAAGGUUACAAAACACCAUUCCCGGCUCAGGUUCAAAUACGAGUGAAGCUGCAAUGUAAAGCAUUAACCGAGAAUCAAUUUAGGCCCCUAAUUAACGACAACUAUCAUACUUCGAAUCAUUUCUGGUUUGAGUUAGACCAUGCCCAAACAAAUAGUCUGUUGUUCUUAUUGGCAUCUCAAGCAUUGUCUUGUCCACGCACAACACUUACUGCUGAAUGUAAAGAUAAGCUUGUUGUGAACAACAACACUAUGGAGAAGAAGAAGAAGGGCCCCAGAAACUACCCCAUGAUAGAUAAGCUAAUUGAAAAACUUGAAGAGUUGAUGGCAUUUAAAGUGGCGCAGAAGGACACGAAUAAUCAUGUGGAACAGAAGAUCAAUUUUUUGGAGCAGAAUUUGGCUAAAGCACAAGCAAACAUCAAGAACCUACAAGGCCUGUGUAUCGUGCCAGAGUUAGAAACUUGUGUGGGCCCAUAUGAAAACAAGGAUAUAAAAUCAAAUGAAACUUGUUUAGAUGAUGAUCAGAUACUUUUGGUGGGAGGAUAUGAUGGAGGAUCAUGGUUGUCAUCAUUGGAUUGUUACUUGCCUUCACAGAAUCUCACUAAAUCUCUUAGUUCCAUGAGUACUGAAAGAUGCUAUGGAGCCGUUUCAAAGUUAGAUGAUGAGCUUUUCGUGUUUGGUGGUGGGACCUGUGGUCAAUGGUUCGAUACAGUUGAAUCUUAUAAUCCAGCAGCGGAUCAGUGGACAACUUGCCCUCCUCUAAACAGGAAAAAUGGGAACCUUGCAGGAGCCACGGUGAAUGAUAAAAUUUAUGCACUCGGUGGUGGGAAUGAUGCAGAUUGCUAUUCAACUGUAGAGAUGUUGGAUUUUGAUGUUGGCGCGUGGAUUCCAGCACGCUCCAUGCUUGAAAAGCGGUUUGCUUUAGGUGCAGCUGAGCUCAAUGGGGCACUUUAUGCUGUUGGUGGCUUUGACGGGACAUACUAUCUGCGGACUGCUGAACGAUUUGAUCCAAGAGAAGGUUUCUGGAAGAAAACUGAGAGCAUGAGUACAAUGAGGGGAUGUUCAUCAAUGGUCGUUUUGAAUGAAAAACUGUAUGUUUUAGGAGGCUAUGACGGUAACGCAAUGGUUUCAACCGUAGAAAUAUAUGAUCCACGACGUGGAUCAUGGGUGUUUGGAGAGCCAAUGAACAUUCCUCGGGGAUAUUCGGCUGCAGCAGUGGCUAAAGAUUCGAUUUACAUUAUUGGAGGGCUCAAAAGUGGUGAUGAAAUUAAUGAUACUGUUGAAUGCUAUAAGGAAGGUCGAGGCUGGGAAAUGACAAAAACCAAUGAUGCGUAUCGAAGGUGCUUUUUAUCCGCUAUGGCUCUAUGAACAAGUGAAGGCUAAAUGUCAAUAAAUAUUAUGAAAAAUUAUUUUCAAGUUAUUGUAUGCGAAUUAUUGAAUGAAUCUUUUUUACUAGAGUAACAUGUUGCAAACAGUUUACCGUAUUAUGUUCUAAUAUGAUCA